Molecule: messenger RNA, 1392 nt
Organism: Dinoponera quadriceps
Lineage: Eukaryota; Metazoa; Arthropoda; Insecta; Hymenoptera; Formicidae
Gene: CIAPIN1
Product: anamorsin homolog
Exons: 6
Coding region: 247-1119 (290 amino acids)
Biological process (GO): iron-sulfur cluster assembly
Cellular component (GO): cytoplasm
Molecular function (GO): iron-sulfur cluster binding
Source: RefSeq, a predicted model, not a curated record
UGGAUGGCUCUCUCUUAUAGGCAACGUGGGUUUGAGUCUCAGCUGAAUGAUAAGUCGGUACUGACUUUUGCACACAUACGUCCUUUAUACUGGUGAUUCGUAAAAGCCAUUCCACCAUAAGAUUGUACGUCACUGUCAGGAGAGAUAUUGAGGAGAGUACUUAUAUAUCACAGAUCAGACUUUGUGGCCGGAUCCUUUUUAUAGCAGCUUCUUGGUUACUAUUAUUUAUUGUUUCAAUAGUGAAACAUGAUAUCUCUUGUUAAAGAGGAAGACAAGGUUCUUGUGGUAUUUGGAGAUGAAAUAUGCAUUGAUGAUACUGUGGAUUUUGUUGCUGCCAUUGGAAAACAUAUCGGAGAUCUUGGCAAAUUACUAACUACGACUUUGUCGAAUCUGAAAAAAAAAAAUUACAGUGCCUCUACUCUUAAUGUCGCUGUUGCUAUUUUGAAACAACCAUGCGCAAAUGAUGAAUUUCUUGCGGAGACUUUAAGGAUUUUGAAACCUGAUGGUUUCUUCGUCAUCUAUGAACCACUAAAAAUAACUAAACAGACAGAUGCAAUACUUACAUAUCCUGAAAGAAUAUCUAGACUAAAGCUUUCUGGUUUUAAAGUAAAAGAUACAGAACGGGAGAGCUUAGAUGCAGAUAUAGAAAAUAAGGAUCUCUUGAAGAAAGUAUAUAAUAACAUAGAAGAUAUCUGCAAAGUUAUAGCGAAUAAACCUCCAUUCGAGGUAGGUUCUAGCGUUCCACUAAAUUUUGCUAAGGGAAAUACUUCAUCUGCAAAAAAGGAGAAUGCUGUAUGGACAUUGGAUAAUCUUGUAGAUGAAGAUUUGAUAGAUGAGGAUGAACUUUUAGAUGAGGCAGAUUUAAUAAAGCCGGAUGCAUCAUCAUUAAAAGUCUGUAGCACAACUGGCAAACGAAAGGCAUGCAAGAACUGUUCAUGCGGACUUGCGGAAGAAUUAAGUGGUAAAGCAUCACAGGAAACCACUGUUAAAUCCUCUUGUGGAAAUUGUUACCUUGGAGAUGCGUUCAGAUGCGCCAGUUGUCCUUAUCUUGGGAUGCCUGCCUUUAAACCUGGCGAGAAAGUAAUUUUGCCGGAGACACAGUUAAGCGUUGAUUCUUGAACAGUGCUCUUUUUCCGAUGAUGAAUUUAUCGAUUAUAGAUAUUUAUCGUUUAUAGAUUACAUUAUGAUUCGCACAAUAGUAAAUUGCAUUUUGAUUUGUAUGAAUGACAGUAAAUUGCAAUUAUAUUUUUAUUUACACAAGUAACGAUUACUCGCGGUUUUCAGUACGUGAUAUAUAUCGUUUUAUUAAUUUCACUUUAAAAGUACUUUCCUCUAGUAUGUAAGACGAUAUAGUAAUUAUUGUCCUUUAAAUAAAUGGUACUUAAUUUAUUG